CACCGUACUUAAAUUGGAGUGGGCGGAGCAUUUCCUUGGCUACUAAAAGUUUGCGGAAGAGUAAAGAACAUAGAGCGACCGCGGUGCGCUAUAUAAUUUUUACCUAAAUAAAUGGACCUUCGUUCGGAGAAAUUACAGCGUGUCCUGUCAAAGUACAAAUUCCGCGAUGUUGCUCUUGAGGAAUUGGAGAAAAUCGAUAAUGCUUUCCCAGGGAUGAAGCCCUCUGUCGGCACAUACACAUUCAACGAUGGCUCCCAGAAAGAUCUCCUGAAAUUGAACGGUAACCUUCCAGUCAAGUAUGAAGGGCGCUGCUACAACUUCCCCAUUCAACUUUGGUUGAUUGACUCCUUUCCGGUCACACCUCCCAUUUGUCUCCUGAGGCCCACACCAGACAUGAUGAUCAGGGAGGGCAAACACGUGGAUGCCCGGGGACGCAUCUACCUGCCAGUGCUGCACAACUGGGAUCAUGUAUGUCCUACUUGUCUUGCGUGUGCAUCUUCAGUCUUCUGGUUUCUCAUUUGUCCGGUGCAGCCCAAGUCAUCUGUGGUGGAUAUUCUGGAGGAGAUGAUUUCCAAGUUUCAAGAGGAUCCUCCACUGACAUCCACCCCUGAAAGAGACCACCAAGAUCCACAAGAGCUUCUGGCAUUUGUUAAUAAUCUCCAGAUUAGUGAUAGUACAAUCAGACAUCAUGAUCACACGGGCCACAAAGUGACUGUUAUCGGAGGAGGGGAUUUAGGAAUGGCCUCAGUCAUGAGCAUUUUGGCAAAGUGUAAAGUGGAUCAACUUGUCUUCAUUGAUGUUGCCGAGAGUUCCACCAAGGGAGGCAGCACAGAUUUGGAGAUCUUUAGGCUGCCAAAGGUGAACGUGUCCAAGGAUCUGUCAGCCUCUGCGGGCUCCAGGGUCGUCGUGGUCACAGCCAACGCGUGGAGCAGCGAGCAGUCCUACGUAAGCGUGGUCCAGACCAACGUUGACUUGUUCAAAGGAUUCAUUCCAAAGUUGGCACGUCACAACCCAGAUGCCGUCAUGCUCAUCGCCUCUCAGCCAGUGGACAUCAUGACCCACGUAGCGUGGAGGCAGAGCGGCCUGCCGCCGACACAAGUCAUAGGAGUGGGCUGUAAUCUAGACUCGGAGCGUCUUAGUCACGUAUUGGAUAUUAACUUAAACACUCACAAAGAGGCCUGGGUCAUUGGCGAACUUUCAGACAACAAAGUCCCCGUGAUGAGUAACACCGGGCCAGGCUCCCAAAGGCAGCCAGAGAUCGCAGGAUUCAGCUCCACCAAACCCUUGCUCAGCAGAGCGUUUGACAUCAUGAAGAAUCGAGGUCAGCGUUCGUGGUCCGUUGGUUUGUCUGUGGCUGACAUCACAAACAGCAUCUUGACAAAUAGGAAGAAGGUCCACUCCAUCACCACACUUGCCCAGGGCUGGAGUGGCAUCGGAGCGGAGGUGUUCUUCAGUUUGCCGUGCCUCCUGGGAUCCAAUGGUUCCACGCGCCUAGCUGGUGUGUCACUGGGGAAGGAGGAAGAUUCCAAAAUGAAGGAAAGCAUCAGCUCACUCACAAACCUCAUCGGUCAGCUAAGGAUAUGAAGGAUGACAUUGUAUUGCCGGCUCCAGUGGGAAAGGCUGCAGUGACAAGUCAGGGAGCUGUUACUUAUUGGCCAUCCGCCACAGGUGGGACUGCCACCAAACUGAAUUCUAUUACUUCUGAUGGUUGCGUUGCAAGCUUGACCAAAGACAAAUUGUCUGUUACCAUACUGAUCAUGGCUUUGUUUUGAGCUUGUGUCUUGACUGGGUGGGGAGGAAAUCACACAUUUGGAUGAAAUUAUUUUGUCAUACCUGCACUUUGAAACAUUUUACAGGAAAGCUAUUUAUCAAUUUUGCUUAAGUAAUUUUCAGGCACGUGCGUCGGAUGACGGACGAUUCUUCAAGAGGGAGGGAGUCAGUGGCUGACAUGCAGCUCAUAUGCUUGAAGGGUCUUUUAUUGAAAAUUUGCUUUUUGCACAGCGGAAACAAAAGUUAUGUACACUAACAUCUCAAGGUUUGUGAGAGUGCAAUAAACAAAAUCACCCGGUGCCUGCUUGACAAAAGAAAACAAUGCAAUGUUCCUGUUUUUAUCAGACUUCUAAUAUUAUAAUUCAAUGAAAAGCAUAUAUCUCAACAUUUUUUCUUUAUCUGAAAUGUGUUAUUUUACCAUAAAUUAAAAGUUAAAAAAAAAC
Molecule: messenger RNA, 2213 nt
Organism: Dunckerocampus dactyliophorus (ringed pipefish)
Lineage: Eukaryota; Metazoa; Chordata; Actinopteri; Syngnathiformes; Syngnathidae
Gene: uevld
Product: UEV and lactate/malate dehyrogenase domains
Exons: 11
Coding region: 112-1584 (490 amino acids)
Biological process (GO): protein transport; carboxylic acid metabolic process; protein modification process
Molecular function (GO): oxidoreductase activity, acting on the CH-OH group of donors, NAD or NADP as acceptor
Source: RefSeq, a predicted model, not a curated record